Messenger RNA from Hemicordylus capensis (graceful crag lizard), 4622 nucleotides. RefSeq names its product transient receptor potential cation channel subfamily M member 5 (gene TRPM5). Gene Ontology annotation, biological process: calcium ion transmembrane transport. Gene Ontology annotation, molecular function: ligand-gated calcium channel activity; calcium-activated cation channel activity. Lineage: Eukaryota; Metazoa; Chordata; Lepidosauria; Squamata; Cordylidae. Gene Ontology annotation, cellular component: membrane. The transcript is spliced from 25 exons. The record is from RefSeq and is a predicted model, not a curated record. Bases 1 to 3672 code for a protein of 1223 amino acids.
AUGGUGUGCAAGAGUAGCAGCAACGAUAAAGAGAGGCUGCUGCUGGAUGCAGACUCCAUCCAUACUCCCUCGCUGCCAAGUGCCAACCUGCAGCACCAAGCAGAAGCUGUGGCAUACCCUGGCAGAGAAUCUAGUAAGACUGAUGAUCUUGCAGUGACCCCAACAGAGGAGAGACAGGCUAAACUUUACAAUAAUGACAAAGAAGAAGCAUUUAGAAGGGAAUUACCAUAUUGCACAGGAGAAAUUGACUUCAUGGCUUCUGGAAAGAAACGGGGAAAGUUAAUGAAGGUCCCUUGUGCCAUCCAUCCUAGAGUUAUAUUUGAUGUUAUGAGUACCAAAUGGAACCUUCCUGCUCCCAAUCUGGUUGUCUCUUUAGUUGGAGAAGAAGAAAACUUCCAGAUGAAACCAUGGCUACGUGACACCUUAAGAAAAGGACUAGUAAAGGCUGCACAAAGCACUGGUGCAUGGAUCUUUACUAGUGCCUUGCGUGUUGGAAUAACAAAACAUAUAGGACAAGCAGUCCGAGAUCACACGUUAGCAAGUACGUCAUCCACAGUAAAAGUGAUUGCAAUCGGAAUAACUUCAUUGGGAAAAAUUCAGCACAGAGAACUUCUGGAUAAUGUUAAGAAUGAUAGUCAUAUAAGCUACAAAUCUGACCAUAAUGCCCAAGGUCCUCUGUAUUCUCUUGACAACAAUCACUCCCAUUUUAUUCUGGUGGAUGAACAAGAGCCAGAUGAGACGACAAGACUGCGUCUUGCCUUGGAGAAACACAUUUCAGAACAGCGCACUGGCUAUGGAGGAACAGGUAGCAUUGAAAUCCCUGUGCUCUGCUUACUUGUGAAUGGAAGACCUAAUUCAUUUGAGCGAAUUUACAGAGGAUUGGAAAAUUCUGCCCCUUGGCUCAUCUUGGCAGGCUCUGGUGGCAUCGCUGACAUCUUAGCAGUACUGAUGAAUGAGCCACACUUAAUUGUGCCAGAGGUGGUGGAAAAACUAUUAAAAGAGAAAUUCCCCACAGAAGAUUUCUUAGGGAAGGACAUUCUUCAGUGGACCACAGAGAUCCAAAGCAUUAUUGCCCAACAGCACCUUCUAACAGUGUAUAAUUUUGAACAAGAAGGUUCAGAAGAACUGGAUACCAUCAUUUUGAAAGCUCUAGUGAAAGCCUGUAAGAGUCAUAGUCAGGAAGCCCAAGAAUACCUGGAUGAGCUCAAGUUGGCUGUGGCCUGGAACAGAGUGGACAUAGCUAAGAGUGAAAUAUUCAAUGGAGAUGUUGAAUGGAAGUCAUGUGACCUUGAGGAAGUGAUGAUGGAUGCCCUGGUGAAUGACAAGCCAGAAUUUGUCAAGUUGUUUAUUGAUAAUGGGGCCAACAUAUAUGACUUCCUGACAUACAACCGACUUCAGAGGCUGUACUGUACCGUCUCUCCAAAGUGUCUUCUCUACACACUUCUGCUUAAGAAACAUGAAGAAAAUAGGCUCACUUUAGCAGGGAUGAGUGGCCAGCAGCACAAGGAAGUGAUGGAUACAUGCCCACUCUUCACUCUCCAUGAAGUUUCUAGGGUACUGAAGGAUUUUCUACAUGAUGCUUGCAGAGGCUUCUACCAAGACUUUAAAUCUGGAUGUAAGAAGAAAGCUGAUAAGAUAAGUGCAAAAAGGUUACCCAUCCCUUUGGAUAUGGAUCAGAAAAGUGAAAAUCCUUGGAGAGAUUUGUUUUUAUGGGCAGUACUUCAAAAUCGGCACAAGAUGGCAUACUACUUCUGGACAAUGGGUCAGGAAGGUGUAGCUGCAGCCCUGGCAGCUUGUAAAAUCCUCCGAGAGAUGUCUCACCUGGAGACAGAAGCUGAAGUAGUCUGCAGAAUGAAAGAAGCAAAAUACGAGCAGCUUGCUGUGGAACUGUUCAGUGAAUGCUACCACAAUAGCGAAGACCGAGCUUUUGCUUUGCUGGUGAGGAGAAACCGCUACUGGAGCAAAACAACAUGCCUUCACUUGGCCACAGAAGCAGAUACUAAGUCUUUUUUUGCACAUGAUGGAGUGCAGGCUUUUCUGACAAAAAUUUGGUGGGGAGAUAUGUCAACAUCCACUCCGAUCUUGAAGCUAAUCUGUACAUUUUGGUGCCCUCUCCUGAUCUAUACUAAUUUGAUAUCAUUCAGUGAGGAAACACAAUCUGUGAAGGAGACAGAAUCAUUUAAAGAGCUUGACAGCCUGGAUACAGAAAAGACAUUGCUUUUUCCCAAGGAAGUGGAUAGGCAAGAUGCUAAGCUAGAAACACAGGCCGCUUCUGAAAAAGUAGCUUGUGCAACAUUUGUGUUUACACAGUGGAAAAAAUUCUGGACGGCUCCUGUCACAGUAUUUAUGGGGAAUGUUAUCAUGUACUUUGCCUUUCUCAUCCUGUUUACCUAUGUCCUCUUAGUGGAUUUUAAACCACCCCCACCUAAAGGUCCAUCCAUUCACGAGAUUAUACUUUACUUUUGGGUUUUCACAUUGGUCUUGGAAGAAAUCCGACAGAGUUUCUUCACUGAUGAAGAUAUGAAUUUAAUGAAAAAGUUCAAACUCUAUGUAGAAGAUAACUGGAACAAGUGUGAUAUGGUGGCCAUCUUCUUGUUCAUAAUUGGAGUCACUUGCAGAAUGUUUAAUUCAACCUUUCAAGAUGGCCGUACAGUACUAGCUAUUGAUUUUAUGGUCUUCACUCUCAGGCUCAUUCAUAUUUUUGCCAUUCAUAAGCAACUGGGUCCAAAGAUUAUCAUUGUGGAGAGAAUGAUGAAGGAUGUGUUCUUCUUUCUCUUUUUCUUGAGUGUGUGGCUCAUUGCCUAUGGUGUGACCACACAAGCCUUACUCCAUCCCAAUGACAGCCGAGCUGAAUGGAUCUUCAGAAGGGUGCUCUAUCGCCCCUAUCUUCAAAUAUUUGGACAGAUUCCACUGGAUGAAAUAGACUCAUCUCGCAUGAAUUCUGAAAACUGCACAUCCAGUCCACUGGAGAACCUGCUGUCCUGCCCUAAUGUCUAUGCCAACUGGCUGGUCAUACUUCUUUUGGUCAUCUUCCUACUGGUUACAAAUGUGUUGCUUAUGAAUCUCCUGAUUGCUAUGUUCAGUUAUACUUUUCAGGUUGUUCAGGGAAAUGCAGACAUCUUCUGGAAAUUUCAACGUUAUAACUUGAUUGUCGAAUACCAUGGUCGGCCGGCAUUUGCCCCUCCCUUCAUCAUUAUUGACCAUAUUAAACUGUUUCUUAGACGGAUCUUUAAGAAGUCGGAGCAUAAAAAUGAGCACUUGGAGAGAGAUCUGCCUGAAGGCCUGGACCAAAAGAUCAUAACCUGGGAGGUGCUGCAAAAAGAAAACUACCUGGCAAACCUAGAAACAAAGAAAAAAGAAAGCAAUGAAGAAAGGCUGAAGAAGAUGUCAGACAAGGUGAACAAUCUUUCCAAAUACUUUAGUAGUUUGAAAGAGCAAGAAAAACGGCUUAAAUCCUUGGAGUCAAAAAUCAACUACUGCACAAUUGUCCUUUCCACAAUGGAAGAUACAGCAACUAAAAACAGCGUCCUCUGUAACAAAACAGCUCUGAACAACACAUGUUUCACAAAUACUGACAGUCAUCAAAUUGCUGCACCAGAAACUGGCUGCACUAGUGAAGAUGGAGUGUGUACCAAUCAGCUUGAAGAAGACAUGAUGUAUAUCGAUAACUAACUCUUACACUAGCAGCUUGAAGAAGAUAUGAUAUAUAUCAACAAACUCUUACACUAGCAGAUUAAACCUUUUGGAGGGCUGUUGAAUUAAUUUUUAACAUGCUUGAUGUGGCCUUCAGUUUCCUAAAGGAUUUUUUGUUUAGAUUGCAGAGUGCCACAGUCCUUCACACCAACCAUAUAGUGCCUACUUGCUUUUAGCUUUGUAUCCAAUGUAUUAGUUUUAAAAGUAUUCCCAUUGCGACCAACAGUUCAUCUACUUCUCAGGACCCUCAGAUAUGUAAUCUUUCUCUGUUGCUGCUCAGAGCUUUGCAAUGCAGGUAAAACUUGUAUGGAUAUAAAAUUUCUGCAUAUCCAGUCAUGCCAGACCAUCCCAAACCUUACCGCUACUAGCAACCCAAAAAUGUACCAAGUACCUUCUUUAUGUACUUUCCUUACUGAACGCUAUAUUCACAUCUUCCUCCUCAGUCUUCUUUUCAUACUUGGUGUUCUUCCUCUCAAACUUAGAACCACAUUACUCUUCUGCUCAUGUUCCCCAAACCCAUCAUUCCCCCAUUGUUCAUCACACAUGGACGUCAUAAAAGACCAUUAUCCUUGUCUUCAAUGACACUACCUUUCUCCAUCCCAAAGGACUUGCUUUUACCCAAUAAUAUUGUGCUCUUAUUAAAAUUAUUAUGCCUCGUAUGUGAAAACUCACUCUUUGAUUAAGCAAAAGGCUGUUUAAAAAAUCCUAACUCAUCUGAGAAACAAUCCCCAGUCCCUAUUAUAUUUGUUAUAUCUCUUCAUUCUUACAAUUGGUCAACACAUUACUGGCAUAGUGAACAGGAGCAUCCACUAAGGACAGCAAACUAUAGCAAGCAAGUUGAAUGGCUAGUAGAGUACAACUGAAAUGCUCAACGUUUUUGUAUUAACUAGCUGGAAAACUGUUACGAAGUUGUAUAACGAUAUACAAAU